AAAUAGGACAUCACAUUUUGAUUCAAAAUUCAUAGAAAAUAUAAUAAAAUAUAAUAAUGUAAAUAGAAAAAGAAAAAUAGAGCCCUUCAAAUGUUUAUCAAAAAGAAACUCAUAAUGAUGAACAAAAUACUAUGAAUUCUAAAGCUUCCAACUCAAAUGUUUAUAACCCAUCGCUUAGUUCAAAUGUAACCGUAACAGAUAAAGAAACGCAAACAAGUAUAAUUAGUGUUAACUUAAUGUCUUCCGAUCAUACACAGGGAAAACCAACUCCUAAAGACACAAAUACAACAUGUAAAGAUGAUAAUAUAAAAGUUUUUGAGUUCUGUGAGCUAAUUAGGGAUCCUGAAGACGACACUGUAAGUAUUGUCAAAGAAACUUUUACUGAAGAAGUUCUCACAAGCUCAGAAGGCUCAUUAUUUGGAAAACCCACACAUAAUAGAUACAAAUAUAGCAGAGAAGUCAUACAACCAUUUUGUAAAGUUAAUUCAACAGCUUGUCCAAAAUACCCUAUACAUAGAGACAUUCCAUUUAAAAAAUCAUCAUCAAACACUUCAAAAGAUUCCAAAAAAGAGGAUAACGGUUCCAGUAGUACUAUGAGUUCUGAUGGAAAGAAAACUACUUUUGAGAACCCCUCUACAACUCUGUCAAGUUCGAGCAUCAAAGAGGAUGGAAAGAAAAGACCAUGCCCACCCAGUCUCCCAAUAAACAACAAAAAGGAAUGUCAGAAAGAAGCAACCGAUUGCAAGUCUUAUCCCAAAUGCCCACAAUAUAAAGACGAAGCCAAAUUAAAGGAGUAUCUAUCAUCAUGUCUAAGUACGACUGUGACAAUGGCAAAGAAAGCAAGUGCAACCUGUUUAGAAAAAUGUGAAAAAACCAUUGGUAUCAGACCACCGAAAUGUGGUAAAGAAAACCCCACUUAUUAUGUAUUGGAAAAACCUAAAAGUAAAGAAAGUGUCGUUGAUAAAAGUAGUUAUGAAGGCAUACUUGAAUCCGAAGUUGUGCAAAAUUUCACAUCUGGCGUUAAAGGUAUUGUGGAUACGGUUAUCAAUAAAACAAAAGAAACUGUUAACACAUUUACAGGCGGCAGUUGCAAUGCGUUAGAGUCAAAUAAACCAAGAGAUAUAGAAAAUAAAAUCUUGAAGAAGGUAGCGAGCAUAUUACCUAACAAAUUCAAAAGUCAAGAAGACAAUGAAGAAAAUAGCCAAAACAGUAGUUUAACAAAGAUAAAAAGUUCCCUAAGCAACAUAUUUAAAAGCCAGGACAACGAAACUACUAAAAAAUCAAGCUUAAGCCAGAUAACAAAUAUGUUAACCAACCCCUUCAAAAGUCAAGAGGACAAUGCAGAGGCAAACAAAAGUAGUUUAACAAAGAUAACAAGUAUUUUUACAAACAUAAAAAGCAAAGACGAUUCAGAUAGCGAAAACAAGAGUUUAACAAGAAUUAAAAGUGUAAUAAGUAAUACAUUAACAAAUACUCAAGAUUACGCUACUAGCGUUAAAGAUAGUAUUAAUAUGAGCAAAAUGGCAGAGUCAGCAACAGCAGCUUUCGAAAGAGUAACUUCAGCUGUAUCAGCAACUAUAUCAACGGUGAAAGAUGUAAAGGAAAGUCUUAGUAUGACAAACAUUAUAAACUCGAGGUUAGACAAGAGUUCCCCCGAAGAUGAUCCGAAUAUAGUACGUAGAAUACCGCCUGAAAAUAUAAGUCAUGAACACGGCCAUAGUCCUGAAUCAGAUAACAAUAACCAGAGUAUAUUCACGAUGUUGAAAAGUAAACUGUUCUCCAUGUUCGCUGACGACACAGAAGAUGAUGACGAUAGUGAUGAUGAUGAUGAAAUUACCGCAGACACAAUCUUCAAAAAGUAUUGUGAUCAGUGAUGAGUCAAUAGAUCUAAAUUGAAAGACAAAAUAAAUCUGUAUGAAAU
Maniola jurtina (meadow brown) is the source of this 1921-nucleotide messenger RNA. RefSeq names its product protein BIG GRAIN 1-like D. The record is from RefSeq and is a predicted model, not a curated record. NCBI's taxonomy places the organism in Eukaryota, Metazoa, Arthropoda, Insecta, Lepidoptera, Nymphalidae. The transcript is spliced from 2 exons. The coding region runs from base 132 to 1874 and encodes 580 amino acids.